Molecule: messenger RNA, 1907 nt
Organism: Pecten maximus
Lineage: Eukaryota; Metazoa; Mollusca; Bivalvia; Pectinida; Pectinidae
Exons: 6
Coding region: 656-1624 (322 amino acids)
Biological process (GO): carbohydrate metabolic process
Source: RefSeq, a predicted model, not a curated record
ACCUUUAUAGUUACCCUUGGUGUCUGACCUAGUCACCUUUAUAUAUAACCUUGGUGUCUGACCUAGUCACCUUUAUCGUUAACCUUGGUGUCUGACCUAGUCACCUUUAUCGUUAACCUUGGUGUCUGACCUAGUCACCUUUAUCGUUAACCUUGGUGUCUGACCUAGUCACCUUUAUAUAUAACCUUGGUGUCUGACCUAGUCACCUUUAUCUUUAACCUUGGUGUCUGACCUAGUCACCUUUAUAGUUAACCUUGGUGUCUGACCUAGUCAUCUUUAUAUAUAACCUUGGUGUCUGACCUAGUCAUCUUUAUCAUUUACCUUGGUGUCUGACCUAGUCACCUUUAUAUAUAACCUUGGUGUCUGACCUAGUCACCUUUAUAUAUAACCUUGGUGUCUGACCUAGUCACCUUUAUCGUUAACCUUGGUGUCUGACCUAGUCACCUUUAUAUAUAACCUUGGUGUCUGACCUAGUCACCUCUAUAGUUAACCUUGGUGUCUGACCUAGUCACCUUUAUCGUUAACCUUGGUGUCUGACCUAGUCACCUUUGCCCGGUCGCUGCUCUAUAUAGAUUACAUGUAUGUAAACUAUAUUGAUAAGAUUCUUAGACUGUUACCUGUUGAUGUUGCCACGUCACUAAACGAGUUGAAAUAAAUGUAUCUUAGAUACAUUUUUGCGGCAUGUUUGACGGCCUGCCUAGUCCAGACUCGCAUGCCGUGUAACGACAGCGCAUGCGUCCUCCCUGCGUGUCGUUGUUUCUCAGAUCGGAGCAUUCCCGGAUACAUCUCUCCGUUUUUAACUCCUCAGAUCGUGACAAUAACGUUGGAGAAGAGUCUCACUUCUGAUUUGAAGCCUCUUUACGAUUCGCUGCUAAAUUUCCGUAAUCCAAACAACUGUAGUAUACGAGUGUCCUUCUAUAUCGACGACACAGGAACAGACUAUAAUAUUGUGUCUAACUAUGCCAGUCAGGGACACGAGAUCGGGAUACAGUCACGGAACGGGACUUCUCCACGUAAUUCUACUGACUGGAUCGACAUGAUAAAGUACAUGAAGAAAAGACUGAAUACCAUUGGAAUUCCGCACGUGACAGGUGUACGAGCCCCUCUCCUUUCUUUCGGUGGGACAGACGAGUACAUAGGUAUACAGUCAAAUGAUAUGAUUUACGACUCAAGCUGUGUGACGUCAGAAUUCGUGACCCCUGGAACAUUAAAAUGGCCAUUCACGUAUGACUAUGACUACGGGUUAUUAAAAUGCAACAUUGGAGAGAGAGUCGACAAGGCAUUUCCAGGUCUGUGGCAGGUGAUGCUGCCGUCCUACAGGUAUCAGGGUACCGACUGUGAUGUACCGGACGGUUGUAUGAACGUCAAAACAGAGACUCAAGCAUUUGACAUUCUUAACGAGGCGUUCUUAGACCAUUACCUUGGAGACAGAGCACCGUAUACUGUAGUUAUCUCCCCUGCAUGGAUGACGACUGACUACAAGAGGGCGGGCCUGUUGCAAUUCCUCACCAAUAUCACCAAACACACCGACGUGUGGCUAGUUUCCCAGGAACAGGCUUUACGGUGGGUCCAGCAUCCUACAACAUUAGACAAUAUCAUGAAGUUUGAGCCCUGGAAGUGUUGAUCGGGCCAGCUGGAGUAGGCCACAGGACUCUUCACAGUGAGCCCUGGAAGUGUUGAUCGGGCCAGCUGGGGUAGGCCACAGGACUCUUCACAGUGAGCCCUGGAAGUGUUGAUCGGGCCAGCUGGAGUAGGCCACAGGACUCUUCACAGUGAGCACUGCUGUACUGUAACUUAUAGGGAAACCCGUCCGAUUACUGAUAGUAACGGUCUGUUAAAGUAACUCAUUCCUUGGCGUUCAAAAAAUAAUAUAAAAACGAAGAAAUAUUAAAUCGUUUCGUAUUGAC